GAUGGGCACCCUGCACGAGGCCGAGGCCGCCAUCGCCAGCCUGCACGAGCAGCGGGUGCUGAUCCCCGAGCAGCGCGAGCUAGGCCCCAUGCAGGUCGCCUUCGCGAAGGGGGAGGCCGUCCGCCUAGGGCUGGACGUCAAGGAGGAGACGCUGCCGACCUUCAAGGAGGCCAGGCAGAAGGUGGUUGAGCACCAGGAGAAGCGCCAGUUCUUCGAGGCCAUCCAGAAACGCCAGGAGGCGUACGUGAAGGCCAUGAGCAAGGGCCCCCUUCCGCAGAAGGACCUGGUCGAGCUGAUCAAGGAGGGGCAGCGCCUGGCUGGGAGGCCAUUCAAGGAGAAGUGGUGGCAUUUCUGCAACCAGGGCUGGGGCGGCGUGUUCGACUACAACCCGUCGGCCCACUGCCAGGACACGCUGGCCCACUUCGUCGUCCUGGCGUUUCAGGAGUACGGGAAGGAGCAGUGGAUGCAGAUCAGGCUGCACGGCAUGCCGCCGGUGCCGCCGGCCAUGGGGCCCCCGCCGCCUCUGCGCCCGACGAUGCUGCCGCCGGGGAUGCCGCUGGCGCCCGGGAUGCCCCCGCCGAUGCUGCCGCCGUUCGGGCCGCCGCUGGUAGGCAUGGUGCCGCCGGCGAUGCCGCCCCCGAUGCCGCAGAUGCCCGUGAUGCAGGAGGGCGGCCCCUGGCUGCCGCCCGAGGGGCUGCCCGCGGCGCCCGACAGGCCCCCGCGCCGCGCCCGGGCCGCCGCCCCCCGCGCCGCCUCUGGCAGCCCGGAGCGGAGGAAGCGCUCUCCCCGGAGGAGGCCUCGGGAAGAGCAGGCGAUCCAGGUGAAGGACGAGGGGGAGGACGACGUCGAAGGCUGCACCGAGGCCGUACCCGCGCCCGCGCCCGCGCCGGUGCCGCUGGUGGCGGCGCGGAGGAUGCAGGACUACGGGGACGUGGACUCGCUCGGCAGCGGCGACGAGGCCUGA
Prorocentrum cordatum is the source of this 964-nucleotide messenger RNA. NCBI's taxonomy places the organism in Eukaryota, Dinophyceae, Prorocentrales, Prorocentraceae. The record is from the annotation of a GenBank genome assembly.